GUCUCUCUCUCUCUCUCUCUCUCUCUCUUGUUGAUCAUCAACAUCAAGUCGACUGUUUUUUCAUCUUCUUUAUCAUCUUCUCAUUGCUUGUGUUGUUUUCUCUUUCUUUUCUCUCUUUACCUUCUAAAUUCUUUUACGUUUUCCUCUCCUAAUCUUUUCUUCUCAGCAAAACAAAACUCUAACCAUCUCCUUCCAAUAUCCUAAUAUUAUCAAGUUAAUUACAAUUAAGAUUGAAUAGUUUACCCGAAUGAACGUUAAUUAUCAUCACCAUGACAAUCAUCUUCAUCAUUCGUAACAAUAACAUGAUCGUUUGAUUACUAAUAAACAACGUAAACCCAAACAAUCAAUCAAAUCAAACAUCAUCUUCACCAAGUAUCUCAUCUCAUUCAUCCAAAUCCAACAUCUUCAACCACCCAACGGUUUCUUACCUUUUGUUUUUCACCCUUUCCUGUUAAUCAUAAACACCUUAAUCAUCAUCAUUAGCAUCAUCAUCAACUAAUUUUCAUCUUCAUCUUCAGUCAUGUUAACCACAACUUGCUGGUUCCAAAUGUGUAUUCCGUUUGCUCAGUAACAUCAAAUGUGUGUUACUUUUUGUUUAUGUUUCUGUGGAUUACCAAUUGUUUAAUCACCAAUCAAUUUAUUUAAUUACUAAAGUUUUCAACUCAAACUAAUUGGAUAUCAUCAUGUUAAGAUCAAUUAAUCUGAGUAACUUCAGUGACGAUGAAUGUAAAAGGAUAAUAUCAGUUAUUCAAAGAGAUGCUCAACUUCAUGCCAAUAAUCAAGAUAAAAUCAGAAAUUUGUUAUUCCAAUCAUGCCAUUGGCUUUGUAAAAGUCAAUUAAAUCACUUUGGAAGUGCCAAAUCAACCGUAACCUUACCUAGUUUCAAAGAUAAGAUUGAAUCUGGAUACGAAUCAAUGUCAACAGGAAACGAUGUUGACACUUUAUCUAAUUUAAAUACAGUUACUUCAAUGAAUACACCUAAUCAACGUCAAGAGCACGGAAUCGUGUUAGAUGAUUGUGAUGAAGAGGUUUUAAUUAAAGUCCGUGAAAACAUUGAAACGUUAAUUGAAGGAUUCAUUGGUUCAUCAUUGGAUCAAGCUCAUGUCAAUAAACCUUAUAUUCAUGAUAAAUAUGACCGCAUCUUGGAUGAAUACCAGACUCCCCUGGCUCAGGCGAUUCUUGAUUUAACGGAAGCAUUAUUUUUAUCCCUUCAAAAUCAACCAUUUGUUAAUGGUAACAUCCCAACAAAUGCCCAUUCUCACCUGAAAAAGUUGAUCCAUCACUUGAAUCACAUUACUGGUCAAUUGCCAAAACUUCCGGUUCAUUUGGAAUCAUCAGCAUCACUAUCAUCAACUUUGGAUGAAUCUCAAACAUAUGAAGAUCUUCUUGCCAUUGCAAUAAUCAAUGAGUUAAUUAAAGUUAACCAGGAACGUAAUUAUUAUUCAUCAUCGUCAUCGUCUUCAUCAUCAUUACCUUUAGAGACAAAUGGAGAGACCCGACAGAGUAAAUUAAAUGUCCAUUCAAACGGAAGUGUCAACGAAGAUGAUAAAUAUCAUCAUCAAAAUUGCCCAUCAACUGUGUCCAUCUCAUCAAAUGGAUCUGCAAGUUCAAUGAAUCAUUCAUCAAGAAUCAAAGCCAAUGGAAUUAAUCAUCACUCUAAUCAUCAUGAAUCUGUGAAUGAACAUGAACAUGAUGAUGAUGAUGAUGAAGAUAAUCGUAUGAUUUAUCAUCGAUCGGAAGUGUUUCCCGAAACACGUUCCAGUGUAACGAUAAGUGACAAAACUGCUAAUGGUGAUGUCGAUGACAGUGAAUCAGAUGUUGGUCAUCACCAUCAGCACCAUAAUCAACAGCAUCCUCAACAUGAGCCCGUUAGUAUUGUCGAUAUUAUUAAAGAUCGUGAGACAGCUUAUAAGAUUGAGGAGCAAAUUGAGGAGAUAACAACAAGCACCAUAGCAGCGGAUGGUGAUGAAGAUGGAGAGUGUAUUGAACCAGCAGGAGGGAGUGUUGGAGCUGAUUCAGUUGAUUCUGGUGAAUCAGAGAGACGUCGACAGGUAGUUGAUUCAGUUCUCGAUCCUUAUGGAUUAGACUUAUCAAGUAGAGGCUGUGCUCGAGUUGCUUUUCCAGAGUUUGGCCUGGACAUAAUGGACUUAAAUUAUGCUGAAAAUGCUAAAGAUUAUGCAGAUCAUGAUGACCAGUUUUAUGGUGGUGAUGGUGUUGAACACCCUGAGAACCAAACCACUGAGAAAAUGAAUGAUAACCGUGAUAAUGGUAAAGUGAAAGUGGUCGAUGCGUUUAGUUGGGAAGAGAAUUGGCUUUUCCAGAAGAAACGGAAAUCGGAAACGGAUGUUGUCCCAAUUUACUGUCUUCUAAAUUUGUCCGAAUCAACUGACCCUGUUUGCAUGUUAAUACCAAAUCCUAGUCAAUUUGUGCCUCCCCAAAUUGGUUCAACAUCAAUUGACCAAUUAUCUGACCUUACAGAACGUAAUUCAGUGGGUUCACUUGAAUUUUCAUCUUCCGAGGAUGAAGAUGAAGAUCUGGAAGGUGAAACUGUUAAUCAAAUUGAUUCAAUCAACCAUAAAACAAAUAUUAUCAACAAGUUACAAGUCAACUCAUCAACUUCAUCUUCUUCAUCAUCACCUUUACCAGCAUCAACAUCAUCAUUAUCAUCAUCUUCAUACACAGUCAACAAGAAGCUACAACAAUCAACCACAAAAUCAAAUCUAAAUAAAUCCAUUACUGCCAAUCAACAUUCAUCAUCAUCUCCUUUACCUCCCCUGAAAAUACCUGAAUUUAUACCCAAUAAUAAAAGGCCAUCUUCAUCUUCAACUAAUCAUGUUCAUCAUCUGUCAAAUUCACCGUCAUCCUCAUCAUCUUAUCCAUCACCAUCCUCAUCAAAUGAACUGUACACUGAACUUUCUGAUCCCAUGUUCACCCUUUCACCUCAACCCGCCAACGUUCAAAGUGACAUUUUGGUCCAAUUUUGCUGCCGAGUCAAAGGUAGUCAACCACUCGGUGUAGCCUGGUAUCGAAACGGCAUCUACAUUGGUGGAACCAUUGAAAAAGGAAAGUGUAGAAACGAUCAUCAUAUUCAGCAUGGUGAUUCUGGUGAAACCGAAUGUGAUAAAAGUUUAUUGAACGUUAUGAAAAUCGAUGUUGAUACAAAAGACUUCAGGACAUUCAAACAUUUUACCGAUCAUAUUUUGGAAAUCAAAUCAACUCGAGUUGAUCUCUCAGGAACCUAUUCAACCUGCGUGUACAAUCAUGUUAAUCAACACUGGAUCGAUUUCAAAGUAACAAUUAAUGCCAAAAAUGAUUAUCAUCAACAGAAACAUCAACCAAAACCAAUGAUCAAAAAUCGUUCACAUCAUCAGCCAUCAGCAUCUUAUCAAAAGAAUGUCCUAAGCCCCCCGCCAAUCAAACAGCGUUCAACUAAAUCGACCUGUAAAAAUGACACUAACAAUAGUCCUAAGGUGUUAUCGGAAAAACUUCAUUCUCAUCACCAUGAAGAUGAAAUCGAUUCAUCUGUGCCACAUCCAGGAAUCAUUGCUGAAAGAGAGCAUAGAAAGUGGGAAGAAUCAACGGUAAUCUGGCCUGAUAAUCCGUACACAAUUGAGAAUGUGACUAAACGGAAACAAUAUCUCGACUCCCUCGAACCAACGGCAACAUCGCCAAUCGACAAGAUCGAAGACGAUGAGGCCAAUCUUCACGCUUUACCGUAUAUUUCACCUUCCAAAGACAUGGGAAGGUACAAGAGAGACUAUUACGUGCCAAAUGUGCCAAAGGAACACGAAACUUGCAAUGGUGUCGAUGAAAAGGUUUACUCCUCUUCGAAAUAUUUUUCACCCUCAAUUUCACCCACAAAUCUAUCAGAAGAUUCUGGAGCGAAUGUAAUAAAUCAUCAGGCUCCAUCACAAGCAGUAUCUUCAUCAUCAUGUUCACCGCUGAUUCCAACAGUAACGGUGACAUCUUGUUCAUCUACAUCAUCUUCACCUUUACCUGUUUCAAGAUCAUCCGGAUUAUCAUCUUCAUCUUCGUCAACUCCUGGAUUACCAAGAAUUGUCAAUGAACAUCAUCUUCAUUAUAAACACGCUGAGGCUCAGGUUCUUGAAAAUUUGGGAAACAUUACAUCCUUGGUAUCGGUCAAGGAAUUGAUUAAUCGCUUCUCAGAUUUAAAUGAAUCAAAUUCAUCGACCAAUGGUCAAUAUUUAAGAGGAUUAAAUGAUCAUCAUAAUUAUGGUAAUAGUUUAAAUCGUGAUGGUACCAUGAUUAAUGGAGGAACUGGAAUUAAGCCUCGUUUAAUUACAGAUAAACAUCAUUAUCAAGUACCAUUCAAAUUAUCAUGUUGGCAUGAUGAUGAUGAUGAUGAUACUGAAUUAAAAGAUGAAACAAAUGAUAAAAUUAUUAAUGAUAAUCAUCAGCAGCAUAAUUCAAGUUAUCAUGAUGAAAAUGAUAAUAAUGUUGAUCAGGACAAUUUGAAUGAUUAUUAUGAAAGAAAUGAUAAAAUAAACUGGCAGCAUAAUAAUAACAACGACAACAACAAUCAUGGUAAUCAAAUGAACAGAAAAUGUGAUGAUAAUCAUCAUGAUCAAGAUGCUUCAUCUUAUGGAUUAGAUUAUUAUCAAAGAUCAAAUUCUGAGGCCUCAUUGUCCACUCUCAUGUCACCACCACCACCAAUUUUACCACCUCGAGUUCAGCCUCGAUUAUCAACAACUAAUAAUAACAAUGUUAAUCCAGUCAAAUCUAAUCGAGCAAAAUUUAAUCCAAUUAAACCUCAACAUCCACUGGCGGUUAAUAGUAUCACUGGUCGUUGUUUGAACAAAGAAUAUCGUAAUUGGGCCAAUAAGAAUCAUCAAUCUAAUCCAUCAUCAUCAUCAACUAAUCUUAUGGGAAGUUUAAGCUUAUACGAUAUUAAUCAAGUUUCAUCAGCUGAGAUUUCAAAUAAAUCCGAAAAUCCGGAAAGUCCAUCAAAUGAAGGUUACAUUUCUGAUGAUAGUAAUUUAAGUGACCGAAUCGGUGAUGGUGGAAAACAAUCAACUCCUUUUGGUGGUAAAAAGCACGUUCGUCGUAUGGCUCCAUCGAUAAUGAAAAGAGCUUCUUUUUGGGAGAAAAAGUGUGAACAGGAAAUGCCAACAACAUGAACUGACCAGUCGAUUGUCCACCAUGGAAAAUGAAUCUGAUACAAUUAUCAUGAAAAAGAAAAGAAAAGAAAACAAACAAAUGAAUCAAAUUUUCAUAGUCCAUCAGAAAGUAUUUAUUGAUUGUAAUUGCGAUAUCGCUACAAUUUAUUGUUAAUUCAAGUGCAUGUGUAAAUAAUACAAGUGAAAACAAUAAAAAAAUGAAUUAAUCUCACCUUGAAAUACAAGAA
Panonychus citri (citrus red mite) is the source of this 5365-nucleotide messenger RNA. Its product is annotated as probable serine/threonine-protein kinase DDB_G0282963. Lineage: Eukaryota; Metazoa; Arthropoda; Arachnida; Trombidiformes; Tetranychidae. The transcript has 11 exons. Bases 684 to 5138 code for a protein of 1484 amino acids. The record is from RefSeq and is a predicted model, not a curated record.